Molecule: messenger RNA, 722 nt
Organism: Lactuca sativa (garden lettuce)
Lineage: Eukaryota; Viridiplantae; Streptophyta; Magnoliopsida; Asterales; Asteraceae
Product: stigma-specific STIG1-like protein 1
Source: RefSeq, a predicted model, not a curated record
UCAGUCUCCUAUUAAAGACCUUCUGAUCUCUCCCUUCUCCAUAACAUUCACAACAAUGUCGAAAAUCGUCAGAGUACUCUUCAUGGUGGUCGUUUCCAUCGCCAUAACCAUCGUCCUCAUCACUAUUGCCUCUGUCGGUGACAACCACAAAACCUCACUUCCCAGCAAAUCACUGCACCUGAAACCGUUUCCGAAAAGGGUAAGUCGUUUCCUAGCUGAAAACAACCCUAGAGCUGCAGACCACUGCAAGAAAGAUGAUGAGAUUUGCUACAUCUUAGAAGGCAAAAACUCGACUUGCUGCAACAACAAGUGUAUGGACAUGAGCGAGGACAAACACAACUGUGGAGCAUGCAAGAAUAAGUGCAAGUUUACCAGCUCGUGUUGCGGAGGAGAGUGCGUGAAUUUGGCUUAUGACAAGCGGCAUUGUGGGUCGUGUGGUAACAAGUGCAUGCCGGGUGGUUAUUGCAUAUAUGGACUCUGCAAUUACGCCUAAUAAAAACAUCAUUAUGUCAUUUUGAUCGAUAUUUAAUUACAUGUUGUCAUCAUUUAUAUAUUCUGUAACAAACAACUUCUAGCCCAGAGUUAUCUCUAACUCUCGUGUCUGGUGUCCUCUUCUAUCCUUAAAAUUGAGGAUUCAGGUAUAGAUUUGCCUUUAAAAAACAUAUUAUUGUGUAAAUAUGUUUUUUUUUGUGUGUAUAUGUGAAAACAUUAGAUCAACUUGU